UCCCGAUACCGGCCAACUCUAAUUUUGAGAGAAUGCUUGCCAAAAUUCUAAUAAUUUUAUUUUGUGUAAUAAUCCAAACCCAUGCCUGGCCUUUGAAUGAGUAUCCAUCCCCUAGAGGAACAACUUAUUGGAAAUGUGGUGUUACUAAACCUGUUUGGGUUUGUGAUCCUGAUGGAGUGCUGAAUUAUCAACAGAGGAAAGAAAUUGUUGAUUUGAUUGAAAAUUUCCUGGAGAAAACUAAACGGCCAAAUUCAACAGUUCCAAGUAUGAGAGAAGGAGUUAGACUUGAAGUGGCUUUAUCAAAUUUUGAAUUUGAUUUGGAUGAUGGUUCCUUUAGAUAUACGAAUCUGUGCACAAAUGAUAGAAUUUGGAUGCUAGCUGAUUCAACAAAAUUUGGGCGGCAAGAUGUACAGAAAAUUGAGUUUGUAAAUACAAAUGGGUUUCUUUAUUGUUAUUCGAUACGUGACUUAAUGCUCCGUCAUAAUGAAGACUAUAAACUACCAGGGAGAAAGACUCAUCAUCUUAAAAUGAAUUAUCCUGAUGCACUAAAGAAUUAUCUUGAAAAUUUGCUCAAACUUUACAAUCAACGCUUCUCAAGCUUCAAUAGCCAUAAUGCUUCUAAAAAGGGUAACAUGACUGUAUUAGAAAAAAGUGGCUUGCAAAAGGGUGAUAAAAAACUAGCUGAACGGCAGCAAACACUUGAUCAAGGAAACGAAACGUUGACUGAUUUUCACGCAGCUAUAGAGGAGAUAAACGGAUAUGGUUUAUCGAAUAUGCCAAUUUGGAAAUUAUUUUAAACG
This is a messenger RNA of Meloidogyne enterolobii, 800 nucleotides long. The record is from the annotation of a GenBank genome assembly. NCBI's taxonomy places the organism in Eukaryota, Metazoa, Nematoda, Chromadorea, Rhabditida, Meloidogynidae.